Messenger RNA from Drosophila innubila, 357 nucleotides. RefSeq lists its product as uncharacterized. The transcript is spliced from 2 exons. NCBI's taxonomy places the organism in Eukaryota, Metazoa, Arthropoda, Insecta, Diptera, Drosophilidae. Gene Ontology annotation, biological process: mitochondrial electron transport, ubiquinol to cytochrome c. Gene Ontology annotation, cellular component: mitochondrial inner membrane. Bases 106 to 279 code for a protein of 57 amino acids. The record is from RefSeq and is a predicted model, not a curated record.
CCCAUUUUUUUUUUUGGUAUUUUUGGUGUAAAGUUGCACUGCCACACAGCUGAUAGUCACUGAAUAUUUAUUUUUUUGCUGAAAACUAUUUAAAAAACUAACGAAAUGGGUUUUCGCAUACCUUUUGGCAAGAAGCACGCUGAGAUCGCGACAUCCUUCGUUCGCUCCGGCGCAGGAUUUGGUGGUGCUGCCAGUCUGGCCCUGCUUUACUACACGGAUUGGAAGUUGGUGCUGCAGUACAUGCCCAUCUAUGGAUCCAAAUUCGAUAAGAGCGAAUGAGCGACUCUUGCUAUUUUUGAACUCUAGUUAAAUACGUUUAAUUGAUCGUGAUUAAAAUAAGAUCAAUUCGAUAGUUGA